AUGGCUCUUCCGGCAGGACAAAAGCGGUUAGCCCUCAGGUUGCUCAACUUAGAAGCCGAGUACACGGUGCUCACAGCUAUCAAUUCCGCCACUCGAACCUAUGAAGAGGACGCAAGAAUCAAGGAACUCGAUUUCCUCUGUCUCGCUCACGGCCUCCCGAGCGAAGUCAAGAAUAACGUCCUAGAGUACUAUAUCCCUGGUCUUGAACCUGUGGAUAUAGCAGAUCCUACAAACCAUACCCGACCAACCUGGUGUACGGAUGAUGAGGCGGAGUUUUUAUAUUGGCGACACACUAGAUUCAUCUUCCGUACUGAUGAUUUGACCAGAACCAAUUUGGACAACAAGAUCAACGCCGCCCAGACGUUUAUCCAGAACAACCUUCGCUCCACCACCCAUCCCGCCAGACUCUUCUACAUGCAACCCAAAAAGAAAGUAAUCUUUGAGAUAUACCUCAAGAUCGACCUAUCCGUCGGCGGAGCCGCCGAAAUCGACGACGAAAACCUAGAAGCCCUGUGGAGACUUUUGGAACUCUUGAAUGGAGAAAUGGAACAUUUACAACUCAAAUUCAUCUGGAAGAAUGACACGAACCCGAAUGAUAUUUCCGCUGCUACGAAGAGGGAGGUCGCUACUAAUAAUUCAGCCCCUUUUGCUGCUAUAAAGCAGAAUUUACUUGCGAUUGUUUUGGCGGCGGCUAGGCAUUAUACCACUUGUAUGCAUGCUCCCGCCACCGUCAAUCCAAUCACAAGAUGGGCGAGAUAUCUAUCUCCGAUGACCGCUACCGACCCUGCCACCACAGACGCGCAUAGAUUUGCAUUCGCGAGGGAUUGGAGUACUCUGCGGGUCAGCGGUCAAGUGAGCAGAAUGUGGACCACGAGAAACAAGAGGGGGUUUGUUCUCUGGAGUGUGUGUGGCAUGUUUAAUGUGCCGAUUCCUAGGGAUGAUGGGGGUGCUGCGACUUAUGGGUGGUGGAUGGGGACGCCGACGUUCCCCUUGGAGUUGGGGGAUUUGGCUUGA
Aureobasidium pullulans EXF-150 is the source of this 1014-nucleotide messenger RNA. RefSeq lists its product as uncharacterized. The record is from RefSeq and is a predicted model, not a curated record. Bases 1 to 1014 code for a protein of 337 amino acids. Lineage: Eukaryota; Fungi; Ascomycota; Dothideomycetes; Dothideales; Saccotheciaceae. The transcript has a single exon.